AUGCCAGAUGCGAAGGUUGGUGUCCCGAAGCUUGCUUACUGCAUGUUACCCGGCCAUCACAACAGGUCUCCUCAGCGUCCUGCGCGCUGCACCGAUUGGUGGCGAUAUUACCUCGCUCCGUGUCUCGCAAACCAAGUAGGUGCCGUGAAGGGGAUCCGUGAGCUAGAAGCUACAAGUUGUGUCGGCCACUAUGUGACUGCAGACGGGGGCGCGCAAAUAGCCACAGCUAGAAUAUUGACACUUGGGCAGCAGGCGCGUAAUCCACCGGCAAAUUUUCGCGCAGUCAAUUUCGCAGGCCGUACGGAGAGGCGGCCAGUGAGCCGGGGUGUGCAGUUCGUGUUUCCUUUCGUGGAAGUUGCACGCCUUGAUCCGGCGGCGUGGGGAGUGGAAAAGGGUCUGUCUCGCAUCCCCGAGAUGAUCCUCUGGCAAUAA
Pyrenophora tritici-repentis Pt-1C-BFP is the source of this 432-nucleotide messenger RNA. The record is from RefSeq and is a predicted model, not a curated record. NCBI's taxonomy places the organism in Eukaryota, Fungi, Ascomycota, Dothideomycetes, Pleosporales, Pleosporaceae.